Amborella trichopoda is the source of this 1179-nucleotide messenger RNA. RefSeq names its product Tetraspanin family protein (gene TRN2). Gene Ontology annotation, biological process: auxin-activated signaling pathway. Lineage: Eukaryota; Viridiplantae; Streptophyta; Magnoliopsida; Amborellales; Amborellaceae. The record is from RefSeq and is a predicted model, not a curated record. Gene Ontology annotation, cellular component: membrane.
CAGUGUAGGCUCCAAGGAACAUUUGCCACCCCAUAACCACCAAGCAAUUUCUUCAUACCCAAAAUAGCCAUCCAAGCAGCACUUUUGUGCCUGCGUUGCUCACAGGCUCAAAGGUAAACAACAACACCAUCUCUCUCUCAGACAAGAUUCAUCACCUCUACACCAUCUCUUUCUAUCAAUUUCACCACACAAACCACAAUUGAAACCCUAAUUGACAACUAAAACUGCCAUCUUCAAGUGCUCCCCAAGAAAAUGGCUAUGAGCAACAAUGUUAUCGCGGCCAUCAAUUUCGCAGCGAUGCUCCUAUCCAUUCCAAUUAUCGGCACUGGAAUAUGGCUGGCCACAGAACCGGACAACGCCUGCGUAAAGCUCCUACAAUGGCCGGUGAUCAUUCUUGGCAUCCUAGUCCUCAUAGUUGCCCUUGCCGGUUUUGUCGGAGCAUUUUGGCGAGUUCAAUGGCUUCUUCUCUUCUACUUAGUGGCCAUGCUCAUCCUCAUAGCUCUUCUCGUGGCUCUCGUGGUCUUUACAUACAUGGUCACAGAUAAGGGGGAAGGUCACCUGGUCCCGAGUCGAGCCUACUUGGAGUAUAGGCUCGAAGAUUACUCAGGAUGGCUCAGGAUGAGGGUUCAGGGUCCAUUCAAGUGGGAUAGGAUCAGAAACUGCCUUAGUUCCUCUAAUUUUUGUGCAGAGCUGAAUCAAAGUUAUCAUUUUGCACAGGAUUUCUUCAAUUCACCCCUUAACCCUUUGCAGUCUGGAUGCUGCAAGCCUCCUACAGAAUGUGGGUACACAUUUGUGAACCCCACAUACUGGAUCAGCCCCAUCAACAACGCCGCAGAAUUGGACUGUGCUCAAUGGACCAACGACCAAACCCAGCUCUGCUACUCAUGUGACUCCUGCAAGGCCGGACUCUUGGCCAACCUCAAGAGCGAGUGGAGAAAGGCGGACCUCAUCCUCUUUCUAACACUCAUUGCCCUCAUCCUCGUCUAUCUCAUGGGCUGCUGUGCCUUUAGAAAUGCCAAGACUGAUCAGCUCUUCUCUAGAUACAAGCAAGGUUACACCUAGUAGACCUACCUUAGACACGACUUCUUGUGAUUAAUCUCUCUCUCUCUCUCUCUCUCUCUCUCUCUCUAAGUUAUUGUAAUUUUCCUCUCUCACUACAAAGAACCAUAUCUUCUCUUC